Culicoides brevitarsis is the source of this 1711-nucleotide messenger RNA. RefSeq names its product zinc finger protein 737-like. Gene Ontology annotation, cellular component: nucleus. Gene Ontology annotation, molecular function: zinc ion binding; RNA polymerase II cis-regulatory region sequence-specific DNA binding; DNA-binding transcription factor activity, RNA polymerase II-specific. Bases 98 to 1669 code for a protein of 523 amino acids. Gene Ontology annotation, biological process: regulation of DNA-templated transcription. The transcript has 2 exons. The record is from RefSeq and is a predicted model, not a curated record. NCBI's taxonomy places the organism in Eukaryota, Metazoa, Arthropoda, Insecta, Diptera, Ceratopogonidae.
AAACAAAUAAAAAUUUUUUAAACAUUGUAAGUCGCCUUUUUUGUUAAAAUUAAAUGUUUUUAAGACAAUUUCCUGUGAAAAUUUGUAAAAUUUAGAAAUGAAACCAGAAUUUACCGUGUUGGAUCAUUACACGACCCUCGGAACUCAGGUUGUUUCUUGCAAUUAUUGCCAAAAAGUGAUAAGUUACAACAAAUCAACGACAAAUUUGGUCAAACACUUUGAAAAAGAGCACAAAAACGAGUCCUUGAUAGAAGAAAUCAUCGAAGAAAUUGAAGAAACGCCCCAAAAUGAGACAAAUUUCGAGCCGAAAACACAAACUGUGGACCAGUCGUGCCGAAUUUGCCUCUGUGACUUGUCCGGAUUAGAUUUUUUUAGUCUCCAGGAUUGUUUGAAGAACUUCAAUGACGUCACUUACCUCGAGGUUUUCCAAAAAUUAAUGGGAUUUGACGUGACAGAGCAUGAACCGCAAAAUUUGUGUCUGAAUUGUGCGUCAAAAUUAGUCGACGCUUUUGAAUUACGUCAAAAAUGUGAAGAAACGCAACGAAUUUUGGACGAAUUAAUGUCUCAAGAGGCUUUUGAGGAGGAAGGAAGUCAAUUAAAACUUGAUAUUGAGGCAAAUGACGAUGAAAUUGUGAUGAUAGAGGAGCUAAUUGACGAUGAAAAUGUCGAAAUUGAGGAAAAUUUGAAUGAAAUUUGUUCGAAAAGUUCAAAAAAUGUUUCUAAAGAUGCAGUUUUUGAUGAAAAUACGGAAAUUUUUCGUUGCAGCUCGUGUGGAUUAGUCUACAAAUCCGUUAGAGCCUUGAGAUCUCACUACAAAACCUCCCAUCCGUCGUUAAAAACGGAAAAAUGUCAAUUCUGCUACAUGAAAUUCUUCCCGCAGCUCGUCGAUAUUCACAUGAUGCACUGUUCUCGUCGUCACUCCAUCGUGCAGCAACUUUGCCCAGUCUGUGGCAAGGCUGCUUCUCGCAACCACAUCUAUCGACACAUUGCACGUUCGAAGGCCAUCGACGAAACGGGUCGCAUUAUCGAAAAACCCUUCGUUUGUGACAUUUGCGGCGCCCGGGCAACCACAAAAAACGGCAUUGGCAUCCACAUCAAAGCGCUUCACCUGAAUUUUCGGAUCCAGUGCGACUUUUGCGACGUUCAAGUCAAGUCCCGAAGCAUCCUUGCCGCUCACAUGCGACGUUUCCAUCCGGAAAUUAAGAAAAUGCUGCGAUGCGAACACUGCGAAUUCCAAACGGCGAGUGCCCCGAGUCUCAUCAGGCACAAAGCGGCUCAUUUUGGGAAACGACCUCACAAAUGCGAUCGUUGCGACAAGCGAUUUGUCACGAAAAACCAAUUAAAAAUCCAUCAGGCGACACAUUCCGAUGCCAGACCGCACAAAUGCGAAAUUUGCGAGUCGCCGUUCAAGACGCGAAAAGCCCUGGGAGCGCACAUGAAGACGCACAAAGCGCACGAAUACGAAUGUCCCGUGUGUCGAAAGUCGUAUUUGACGAAUCAACAAAUGAGGCAGCACGUGACGAAAAAUCAUCCGGGGUUCGAGUUGCCACCGAGCGGAACGAUUUUGAAUAAGACGUGGCACGCGAAGAAGGCGGAAUUCGAGAUGAAACGAGAAAUGACGAAAAUUUGCAUUGAAGAGCUCGAAGAAACGAUAUCAGUUGAAUAUUAAAUUAAAAAAAAAAGAUUUCCUUUGAAGUCAUUUCAUAAGUCC